This is a messenger RNA of Rubroshorea leprosula, 705 nucleotides long. The record is from the annotation of a GenBank genome assembly. NCBI's taxonomy places the organism in Eukaryota, Viridiplantae, Streptophyta, Magnoliopsida, Malvales, Dipterocarpaceae.
CAUCCAAGUUCAGAAACACAGGCCCUCGAAGUCUCGAAAACCAUUAGAAACGCUGGAAAGCGGUGAAUUUGUAGUGCGCCUUCUUUUCCGAAGCCGGUGGAUUACCGAUUGUUAGAAAGCACCGAAAUCAACAGUGGAGAAGAGGAGUGGGAGUGGGACCGUCGUAAGAGAUGUCGGACCCGUACGAGAACGUGAAAGGGGGCAGGCUCACCUUCAAAGGUGGGAGUCUGGCUACUCGCAAAACCAUCGACAAGAAAAAGAAGAAGAAGCACAAGAACAAGAACGAUGACGAAUCUCAGCCGCCCGUCGACGAAGCUGCUGCCGAAUCUGGUUCUGGAGAACAAACCUACACCAUCGACGCCGCCAAGCGCAUGAAGUACGAGGAUCUCUUCCCCGUCGAGGCCAAGAAGUUCGGUUACGACCCCAAAAAUCCCAAUGCCAAGUCUGUUGAGGAUGCCCUCGAUGAUCGCGUCAAGAAAAAGGCUGAUCGUUACUGUAAGUGAGGUCUAACAAUCUUCGCGCUUGUAUAUGUCAGACAAAUUUACUAUCUUUUUCAUGAUUCUGUCUAGGGUUUCAAUUGAAUUUUCCUGAGAAAAAUCUAAUUACCUGUUGUAAUAGUUGAUAAAUGUUUGGGUGGAAUAGAUAUUGACAUAUUGUGGAUUAGCCUUUCAUGCCUUCUUUAAAGAUGGCCAAUUUCAGAUUGAU